This is a messenger RNA of Blepharisma stoltei, 585 nucleotides long. Lineage: Eukaryota; Ciliophora; Heterotrichea; Heterotrichida; Blepharismidae. The record is from the annotation of a GenBank genome assembly.
AUGAUAAUUCUAUUAUCUAUUUUUCUUCCCCUAACAACUGGAGUAUUUUUUGAUAUCCCAGGACAUACAGAAAAAUGCUUUAGAGAAUUCACAAUAGUUGGUUCAGAAGUCCACGGCUCCUAUGUUGUUUCUGGCAGAGCAGAUUAUAAUGUAAGGGCUAUAGUAACUAACCCAGAUGACGAAAUUAUAUAUAAAAGCCCAUAUCGCUCCAGAGAAGGAAACUUUGUAUUUCAUUCAGAACGUGGAGGGUAUUACAAAGUCUGCUUUAAAUCAAUUGAUGGGAAGCUUAAAACUGUCAAUUUCGAAUUUUCUGUUAAAAAUAAAGAAAAUAAUUCAGUCGCAAAACAUGAUGAGCUGCAGCCAUUAUUGAAAAACUUGAAUGAAAUGGAAAACAGCCUGGAAAGAGUCAAAAAUAAUAUAAAAUUCUACCAGAGAAGAGAAGCUGUCCAUAGGGAUUUAACUGAAAAUACUUGUGAUUGAGUCCUAAGGAGCGCAUUUUUGAAAUUAGUAGCGUUAGUUUUGAUUUCUUCAGUACAAAUUUAUUUAAUAAAGAAAUCAAUAGGAGGAAAAGAAUUCGUAGUGUAA